This is a messenger RNA of Quercus robur (English oak), 1585 nucleotides long. RefSeq names its product metal tolerance protein 9-like. The transcript is spliced from 6 exons. Gene Ontology annotation, cellular component: membrane. Gene Ontology annotation, molecular function: monoatomic cation transmembrane transporter activity. Lineage: Eukaryota; Viridiplantae; Streptophyta; Magnoliopsida; Fagales; Fagaceae. The record is from RefSeq and is a predicted model, not a curated record. Gene Ontology annotation, biological process: monoatomic cation transport; transmembrane transport. Bases 142 to 1356 code for a protein of 404 amino acids.
CAUAUUAAGCAAGGGCAGUUACAAACUUUGCAGCAGUAGUUGUAGUUGUUGCUUGUGCUCUAUAUAUAAGGAAACUUUGCAAGGCAUUAUUGGUUCAGAAAAUGCUCAAAUACAAAUAAGAGAGUUUUUGAGAGAGAUUUAAUGGGUGAGAGUGGAACUGUGAUAGGUGAAAAUGGCAGAAUUGAGCCUUUUUGGUCAUCAGAAGUUGACACAAGUACCAAAGUGUCAAGCCAGACAACAUCUUCAUGGAGACUCAAUAUUAAGGAGUUUUGUCUGCCACAGCAAAACGUAGAUGAUGAUGACCAUCAUCAUAGUACUUUCCCACAGCUUUUUCGUGCUAGGAAACGAUCCAGGGUUACAGAGUACUAUAAGAAGCAAAAAGAGCUCUUUGAAGGGUUCAGCGAAAUGGAGGCCAUGACUGAAACAGGUGGUUGUCCUGGAAGUCUCACAGAGGAUGAAAUGAAGCAGCUUGCUCGGAGUGAGAGGAUGGCAAUUCAUGCAUCAAAUAUAGCUAAUUUGGUGCUUUUUGGAGCAAAGGUUUUUGCUUCUAUUGAGAGCAGAUCAUUGGCAGUUAUUGCAUCUACCUUGGAUUCCCUCUUGGAUCUCUUGUCAGGGUUUAUUUUGUGGUUCACCACAUAUUCCAUGAGAAACCCAAACCAGUAUCACUAUCCGAUUGGAAAAAGACGGAUGCAGCCAGUGGGUAUCAUUGUUUUUGCAUCGGUAAUGGCAACUCUUGGAUUGCAAAUCUUGCUAGAGUCUGUUCAACAAUUAUUGAGUAAGUCCCACCCUGAAAUGGAUGAAGAACAGGAGAAAUGGGUAAUUGGGAUUAUGGUUUCUGUUACAGUUGUGAAGUUUGUGCUCAUGGUUUACUGUCGAAGAUUUAAAAACAAAAUUGUUAGAGCAUAUGCGCAAGAUCAUUUUUUUGAUGUUAUUACUAAUUCAAUUGGUUUAGCAGCAGCUGUUUUAGCCAACAAAUAUUACUGGUGGAUUGAUCCCUCUGGAGCUAUUAUGAUAGCAUUAUAUACAAUAAAUACAUGGGCAAAGACAGUCAUUGAGAAUGUAUGUUCCCUAAUUGGAAGAACCGCACCUCCUGAUUUCUUGGCGAAGAUAACAUAUCUGAUAUGGAACCACCAUGAAGAAAUUAAGCACAUUGACACAGUUAGAGCAUACACUUUUGGUUCUCACUACUUUGUGGAGGUUGACAUAGUAUUGCCAGAAGACAUGUUUCUGAACAAAGCUCAUAAUAUUGGUGAGACACUCCAAGAGAAGCUUGAGCUACUCCCUGAAGUUGAACGAGCUUUUGUACAUAUAGAUUUUGAGUUUACACACAGGCCUGAACACAAGGCCAAGCUAUAAUAUCACCAAAUUCCCUAGGAUGAUAACAAGUUGUCAUAAGCUAAGAGUUCAGUCUUCAUUUUUUGAAAAGACUUUUAAGAACUAACAAUCUUCAAGUUGUUGAAUCUCCUAUGUAAAUCCCCUACCUACAUUAUUAUUUUGGCUGUGCCUUGCAAGUGAAACAAUUGUAGCACUGUGCUUGAGUUUCUCCAUGCAUUAAUCAGUUCUGGUUUCACUGUACUACAAAUUA